UCCUUUUCCAACAAAUUAAUUUUCAUUUAUACAAAUACAGUAAAUUCAAAGAUCGUCGGCGAGAUUUUUCCGGCGAAGUUGCUUCAGCACGUAGCAAGUCCUAGAAGAUGAGGAGGCAGCUGAUGAUGUCGUGGCAGCGGUUCUGUACGCUUAUAAUGAUUUCUAGGCCCUUCGAAAAGCCAUUGUGGGAUAAGGCGAUGGCAGUUGCUGGACGAGUCACUAUAAUGGAAUAACUUUGAAAGCUACUUGUCCAGUGUGUUUGCAAGUUCUUAGCACACCACUUGAUUCUGAUCUGAAAAUGACACUGGCUGUACACAUGAGCUUGUGGCAUGAUGUUCAAUUGCAUUGGGAAAUGAUGCAAAACAAAGGAAGAUCAAUUGUUCACAUGCCUUCUUUCUGCUUUGACGCUGGGAUGGCUGCUGGAAUUGGUGCUCUGAUUGUUAUUAUUGUCAGAAGUCAUGCUCAAGCAUUUGGCAAUAAGAGUUUGGACAAGAGUGCACCACUAUUAGACAUGAUAGUGGAGGGACAAGAUCUGGAGAAGUUCUCAGUCUUCUAUCGAUUUGCAAAGUUUCAUGGUCGGGGGCAAUCCAGUGGUGUUGAGUCAUCUUCAACAGAUGCUGCUGCACGUAGCCAUAAACCUUUUCUGCAAAGAUACGUAACUGUGCUCCCAAUGCCUCAAAAUCUUCCUGAUAGGCGUUUUCUCUGGUCACUCGUGCUUCAGGCAAGGAAUGGUCACGCAUCAAGCCAGGCUUUGAAAUUUACAUGGUAUGAAUGGGAAGUAAUUUUUGACAGGUUUGACUUAACUUGAGAUAUUGAGCAUUUUAGGUCGAUCUCUAUCUCUAUUUUACUUAAAAUGACACUCCUGGAGAGUAUUUUGCUCAUUUUGCAUUCAAGCAAUGUGAAUUCAGUGAACUGUUUAUAACGCAAUUAACUGUUUAAUUUACUAGAAAUCAGGUUGCUGCAUGACUGCCUUUUUUAGAUGCGUGUGUUGGUGCCUUGAUAAUGUAUGAUUUAACCCCCCAAAGCAGGUUUUGGAAUAACUACUUGCCACCAGUCCAUAAAUAGGCGUUCACUUCAACAAGUUGGAUGGGCCAUGUUUGUAUGGGUUUAAAUUUAGUCUAAACGGUUAAUAAGGAAGUUCAUAUAAAAUUUUACUGUGUGUAAGUU
Messenger RNA from Solanum stenotomum, 1167 nucleotides. RefSeq lists its product as uncharacterized. The coding region runs from base 299 to 808 and encodes 169 amino acids. The record is from RefSeq and is a predicted model, not a curated record. The transcript is spliced from 5 exons. NCBI's taxonomy places the organism in Eukaryota, Viridiplantae, Streptophyta, Magnoliopsida, Solanales, Solanaceae.